Messenger RNA from Salvelinus fontinalis (brook trout), 3521 nucleotides. RefSeq names its product fermitin family homolog 1-like. Lineage: Eukaryota; Metazoa; Chordata; Actinopteri; Salmoniformes; Salmonidae. Gene Ontology annotation, biological process: cell-matrix adhesion; integrin-mediated signaling pathway. Gene Ontology annotation, cellular component: focal adhesion. Bases 344 to 2344 code for a protein of 666 amino acids. The record is from RefSeq and is a predicted model, not a curated record. The transcript is spliced from 15 exons. Gene Ontology annotation, molecular function: integrin binding.
GUGUUGGCCAUUCUACUGCCAAUGUUUGUCUUUGGAGAUUGCUGUGUGCUCGAUGUUAUACACCUGUCAGCAACGGGUGUGGGUGAAAUAGCCGAAUCCACUAAUUUGAAGGGGUUGUGUAGUUGUUCGUAAUUUUAAGAGUAAUACAGACAGCAGAACUUCAUGCUACUGAGACAUUUUACAAGACAAGGCUGAAACUUCUAGGCUAGCCUACUUCCUUAACUGUGUGUAUGGGGCGGGUACCUGUCCUGAGCGAACGGGACAGCAGACCGCAUGAGACCGCACCACACACCACAGGAAAAAAAAGAGAGAAGAGGUUUCAAACUUUUAUCAAGGCAGGGUCAUGAUAAACACGGCAGAGUAUGGCAACAUGUCGUGGGAGCUGUCAGUACAGGUGGACCAGAGAGAUGGAGACGAGGGUAUGAGGUUUAAAUUCAGAGUCAAGGGAGACCUGCACAUUGGAGGACUCAUGCUCAAACUGGUGGAGAAGAUCAAGGCCCCUCAGGACUGGUCAGACCAUGCUCUGUGGUGGGAGCAGAGGAGUUGUUGGCUGCUGAAGACCCACUGGACCCUGGACAAGUACGGUGUCCAGGCAGACGCUGACCUGCGAUACACUCCCCAGCACAAACCCCUGUGCCUGCAGCUGCCCAACAUGAAGACGGUCAAACUCACCGUCAGCUACUCUGCCGUCGUCUUCAAGACCGUCGUAAAGAUCUGCAGAGCACUCAACAUCAGGAGGCCAGAGGAGCUGUCCCUGCUGAAGCCUCCAGAUAACCCGUCCAAGAAGAAGAAGAUGAAGAAAGACAAGAACCCAGCGCUGGAAGACAUCUUAGAUAUGGACAUCUUCAAUGGAGGCUCUGGGGGAACAGGCAGUCCCUUGUACAGUAAGACCAUGGUGCCCACCUAUGACCCAGAGAACGGGACUCCAGCCUCGGCCACCAGCUUAUGGUUUGGGGACAACCCCCUGACCUCCAGCCAGCCCAACCUGCCCCCUGUAGAGCUGGCCAAGAUGUACCAGCAGUUGUCCAUGGUGGACAAAGCCAUCAUCAACGCAGGGUGGCUGGACUCCUCCCGCUCCUUGAUGGAACAGGGCAUCGGAGAACAUGACAGAUUGCAGCUACGCUUCAAAUACCACUGCUUCUUCGACCUCAACCCAAAGUAUGAUGCUGUGAGGAUAACCCAGCUGUAUGAGCAGGCUCGCUGGUCCAUCCUACUGGAGGAGAUCAACUGCACUGAGGAGGAGAUGCUCAUGUUCGCCUCCUUACAGUAUCACAUAUGUAAGAUGAGCAUUUCCACGGAACCUCUGGACUUCUCCAAUGAACCGGAGAUAGAUGAAGUAGAGGCUGCCUUAUCCAAUCUAGAGGUCACACUUGGAGGAAAAACAGACAGAAUAUUGGAAGACAUCACAGACGUUCCAAAGCUGGCAGACUUCCUUAAGCUGUUCAGGCCUAAAAGGCUGGCAUUGCGUUCGUAUAAGGAGUACUGGUUCGUGUUUAAAGACACCACCGUCUCCUACUACAAGAACAAAGAGGCAGCUAGUGGAGAGCCCAUAGAACAGCUGCAUCUCAGAGGAUGUGAGGUGGUCCCUGACGUCAAUGUGACGGACAAGAAGUUUGGCAUCAAGCUGCUGCUCCCAGUGGCUGAUGGGAUGAGCGAGGUCUACAUCCGCUGUGACAACGAGACGCAGUAUGCCAAGUGGAAGGCAGCAUGUACUCUGGCCUCCAAGGGCAAGACCAUGGCUUACAGCUCCUACAGGUCGGAGGUGAAGAACAUCCAGUCCUUCCUGCAAAUGAAGAGUCUGGCGCCCCCCCCUGGUCAGUCUGCUCCAGACCUGGAAGCCAUGGAGAUGAACGCUGAGUGCUUUGUCUCUCCUAGAUACACCAAGAGGUACAAGACCAAACAGCUGACAGCGAGGAUCCUGGAGGCCCAUCAGAACAUUGCCAGUCUCUCUCUCAAUGAAGCUAAAAUGCGCUUCAUCCAUGCCUGGCAGUCCCUGGCUGAGUUUGGUAUCAAAUACUACAUUGUCAGGUUCCGAGGCAGUAAGAAGGAUGAGCUGAUGGGUAUCUCCUAUAACCGUCUGAUCCGUAUUGACAUGUCCACUGGCCUGCCUGUCACCACCUGGAGAUUUGCCAACAUGAAACAGUGGAAUGUCAACUGGAAGAUCAGACAGGUGGCCAUAGAGUUUGACCAGAAUGUGUCGAUAGCCUUCUCCUGUGUGAGCUGUGACUGUAAAGUGGUCCAUGAGUACAUAGGAGGAUACAUCUUCCUCUCAACACGCUCCAAAGACCAGAACGAGACACUGGAUGAGGAACUCUUCCACAAACUCACUGGAGGGCAGGAAUGAACCCGGCACAUCAGCUUUCACUUAGUGCUGCUGGCAAGAAAUAAUUUAAAUAUAUUGUUGAUAUGGUUAAGCAGACUACAUCAACUAUUUGUUCAUAUUGUAAAUUGCAGAGAAAAGUAGAAUGUCUUUGUCACUAUAUUUAAUCCCGAGACCAUCUCUACAGGAUGGGUAGACCAUCUCUACAAGGCCACUUUGUCUGACGGUUAGGCCUGGCCUACUGCUUUGAUUGCAUGGUCCAUCUGCAGAGACAGCAAUUAAUUCAGCACAUGGGCUGUACAUCUUGUCACUUAUUUGACUUGGUGUAGCCCAGUCUUUCAAUUCAAUGUCGUAGGCUACUUUCACAAACAAUAUAUGUUCAUUGCCCUGUUUUAUACAUAUUACUUGGAUGAUGUUUUAGAAUGUAACUUUUUUGCAAUUUUAUUACAAGUCCAAAAUAUAUUUCUGAGAUAGUUCUGGUGGUGGAUUAUUAUCGUGUUGAAUGAGACAUUUGUUUUCAGAGAAAACACUGGAAUUUCUGCUGACUGAGAUGCACUGAAAUAAUGAUCUAGGUGGGGGCCACAGAAAAUCCCAUUGCGACCAAAACAUCUUAGUGGUCCCCCUAUUCACAGAGGAGAUAUAUAUAUAUUUUUACGUUUUAGAGUACAUUUUGUGCAAAUCUACACAUUUUAUCAUGGGGUGUAGAGCAAAUGUUGCCGUUUGCUGCAAUGCUACACAUUUUGUCAAAAUCAAUGGAGGGCCCCCGGCUGGUAAUUUGGCCAUGAUAAUAAGUCUAUAUAGCAGGCCGCUAAACUUACUUGGCAAUCUAAAAAUGUUUUGCUGACAUGGGCUAAUCACUGACUGAGAUAACAAUAGUAAAACUGCUGAUGCACAACCACAUUUGCACCUUGUGUAGUCUACUUUUUUGGGGGGGGUGGGAUUGAUCCGAGGGCCUUCAAAAGAGGGGCCGCCAGUUGCCCGUCCCUGGUGUAGGGAAUCAUUGUAAAAUUAUUUUUUACAGAUGUUUUAAGCUGGUGGACCAAAACCGAAAGUAAAAGGCUCAAGAGUGAGUCUCUGCCAUGUUACAGGGGAAUGUGGUUUAAUGUGUGGUUUAAAUGCUGCCUUGUGCCAUUGCAAUUCACCUAGCUUCCACAUAGGGCAGAAAUUGUAUGUGUAGCAUCAUUAAUAUAAUGUUUGUCAU